CGUGAAACACUACGAGUUUCUUUUCCUCUUCUUUCAAAAUGCGCCGUCCAAAGUAUUUCACGCCGAAAGAGGUGUUCCUACACAACACACAUGGAGACAUCUGGGUGUCGUACCUGGGUAAAGUGUACGAUCUGACAACACUGGUGGAAGAAUAUAAAGGCGAUGUGUUGUUGAAACCAAUUCUAGAGUGUGCAGGAAAGGACAUCAGUCACUGGUUUGACCUAAAGAAAAAAGAUAUUCUUACACAUGUUGAUCCGUUAACUGGCUGCAUUAAAUACUGCACCCCUAGAGGACGCUUUAUACACAUACCCCCUCCCUGCCCUCGCACUGACUGGGCCAAUGACUUUGGGAGGCCAUGGUGGAAGGAUAACCGCUACGAGGUUGGGCUUCUGUCUGCCAAAACACGCUGGAUCCGCAUUAUCAACACUCUUACCUCCCAGGAGCAAAGGCUGGAGGUUUGCUCAGAAGAGACUAUGGAUGAGAUUCUCCAGCGAUACGUGUGCUAUAAUUCCCAUGCAGCAAGCUACACCUGGAAGCACAAUGGAGUAAAUUUGGAUAUGAGCAAGACCCUGAGUGAAAACGGCAUCCCUGAAGAAGAUGAGUUUUACUGUGGAAGCGCAGACUGUGACCUCUUCUCUCCAUCUAUAUGCCUGUAUUUCAAUGACGACCUCACUGAACUUUGACAACAACAGGAAGACGUUGCAGUUAAUGUGGAAAAUGAAGGCUUGUAAUCCAUUAAAAUAUCUUUAUCCACUGCAAACAAAUUUGUUGGAUUUGAGUGAGAAACAUGAACAUCACAUCAGCUAUUCUUGUGUCGUGUCUCAUCGAUUCCUGUCUUUGUUGUUCAUCUUAUUGCAGCUUGCUUAGCAUCAUCCAGUCAAAU
This is a messenger RNA of Myxocyprinus asiaticus (Chinese sucker), 883 nucleotides long. Its product is annotated as cytochrome b5 domain-containing protein 1. The record is from RefSeq and is a predicted model, not a curated record. The coding region runs from base 39 to 683 and encodes 214 amino acids. The transcript is spliced from 4 exons. NCBI's taxonomy places the organism in Eukaryota, Metazoa, Chordata, Actinopteri, Cypriniformes, Catostomidae.